Molecule: messenger RNA, 4707 nt
Organism: Anisakis simplex (herring worm)
Lineage: Eukaryota; Metazoa; Nematoda; Chromadorea; Rhabditida; Anisakidae
Source: the annotation of a GenBank genome assembly
AUGGGUGAUCAAGCGGCACAGCAAGCACAGAUGCUCGCCUUGUUAGCCGCACAAGCUGCCGCAGCACAAAAUCCUUUUAAUUCACCUAUGAAUAUGUUGUUUCCACAGUUCGGAUGGACCAUGCCUGGAGCGAAUGACUUCAUGUUGUGGAAUAGUUUGGCGCAGCUCACGCAGCAAUCUGAUAAUCUAAUGCACAACGCCGUACAACCACAGGAAUCUUUCGAAGAUGUGCUCAAGAAAAUGACAAAUACAACACCAUCCUCAUCGGCAUCGUCCACUUCUAAUAAUAAAUACUCCCAUACAAACGGUUACAUUGCAACUGAAAAUAAGAAGCAGCGAUUGAUCGCUCCCGCAGAAGAGGUGAUAAGAACGAGGCCAACUGCGUUCACCGCCUCCAACGGUAUACCUCGUCCAUCUACAUCAACGUCAACUGCUUCAGCGGUACCAACACCGACACGCACUUCAACAAAACUUCUCGAGCCGGGCGAGAUUCCCAAAAAGAAGGAAGCGCCGAAAGUGAAGAACGGUUCGAUACCGUCAACACUCGGUGUGCAAAUGAACGCUGAUCUAAUCGAGGCGUCAGCGCGAUGCUGGGCCUUGCUGGCCGCGCAGAUGGCAGGCAAUAGUGCAUCGACGUCACAUCAGAAUGACGUUAUCCUGGCUGCACUUCAGAAUGCAGUCAACACCGAGAANAUAAAUGCAGUCAACACCGAGAAGGCAAAAUUGAAAACACCAACGUCAAAAAAGAACACUUCAUCCGGUAGCAAUAAUCAAAGUGUGCACCGUAAGAGUGACACUCGUCAGUGCUGUCCUCCACUCGAACCGCAUUCAACUGCGUCAUCGUCGUUCCAUCACCCUUCAAUCACAACCACACCAACGUCACGUAUCUCGUUCGACGCCCCCCUCGACCUAUCAAGCCACAAACACCGAAUCGAUGAUCCAACUGUGUCCUUAUCUUCUUCCCUUCUCCCACCAACACCCCUCACCAAUUCCACUCCCGUCCCAUUAAAUCAUGACGAUCGUGCUGGUUCAUGUGGUCGUACAAGUUCGGAGUGUGCUGCAGAUUCUGAAGCAGCUAAACGACGUUCUCAAGUUGAUGCUACACUCAUACGUAAACCUCUUACCAUCGGGUCAGUCUUUUUCAACCCUCUGAAUUGUCACAACUGUGCAAAUGUGCAAAUAGCUCUUGUGAACAUACAAUUAACACUUUGUCGAUACCAGAAAUGGAGACGGCAGACGUGCAUUCGGUCAAUAAGUGCGACCGGUGUGCGUGGCGAUGUUAUUUAUUAUGCACCAUGUGGGAAGCGACUCGGAUCUUACGCCGAAGUGAUUCGGUAUUUGAACAAGAGGAAUAUAACGUCAAUAUGUCGUGAUCACUUCAGUUUUAGUUGUAAAAUUAUUGUUGGUGAAUUCAUCAUCAUCAGGCAAUCAGCCGAUGGGUCUGACAAGGCAAUAACAAAGAUCUCAGAAGAUGAAGUAUUGACUGAAAUCGCUCGUCUUUCUGGAGUGAGUGGAUCUCGUAAAGCGUCGAAUGCUAGUGGUGAACAUCCAUCGAAAACAAAUGCAACUCGCAUAUCGUCCUCAUCCUCCUCGUCAAUAUCAGAGAAGAACGCUGAAAAAAGUGCUGAUGAUAAAGCAUUGCAGCAACUUCAACGUCAAAUAAUGCAACAACAACGACACGACGAGAAACAGCUCUAUGCACAACUUUUGCUUGGUCUUGGUCAACAAAUCAACACAGCAAACGUUAAAAGAGAAUCCUCUCCAUCACCGUCGUCAUCUCUGUCAACUCCAACGGUUGCAGAAAGAAAGAAAAUAAAGGUGAACAACCUUAAUUGUAAAUUUGAGCAUGCGAAGAGAGAUGACUUGUUGUCAUUCAUAUUCAUCUUUACAGAGAAGCGUACAAUACCAACGUUAAGUGAGUUCGUUGCGGGUCUUCAGAACGAUGCGGAACACGUGAGAAGUUUUCUGAAUUUAACGAAAGUUCUGUUGCAAUUGGUGUUGGAAUAUCCAGGAUUGCCAUCCGGUAUCGCCGGUCGAACACCGCUCGGUCAAGCACUCAAAGAUGUGGGCAUUCAUCGAGAGAAUUACUCGGAGUUGAUGCGCAUGUUUUUGCAGUCGCGAGAUGAACAGGGAAAACAGUUAGGUGCUCGUCUUGAGAAGUGUUCGUUCGAGAAUCUCGACCCGGAAUCGAAGGCUGCAAUUUUGGCGUUUCUCUGUAAUGAAUUGCUCUAUUGCCGUAAUAUCGUACGUGAAAUCGAAGGCAACAUGGAAGAAAUGACGCGUCUCAAAGGUGAAAAAUGGCUCCGUGAAGGGAAAAGUCGUGCUCUGAGAGCCGUGCAGGCCAGAAAACGUGCAUAUAACACCAAGAAACAAUUGAAAUUGGAAUGUGAAGAGACAGAUUCGAGUCGUGCUGAAACACCCGGAUCGAUGCGUUCUGAAGGUGAAGGAUCAGAGGAACGCGAACCGUCACCUGCACCAGUUGUUCAUCGUUUGAAAGCACUCACUCCUGGAUUAGGGCAGUGUGAUAUCCUUACGCCACAGGAAGAAGGGAUGAAUGUCGAAGAAUUAGAUGUGUAUAUAGAAAAGUUGAAUAUGGAGGCUGAAGAACUUCGCAAAAAGCACAAUUUAUUAGGAGAUCGUGUUCGCAUACAACCAUUAGGACAGGACCGUUAUCAUCGUUUCUAUUGGAUGAUUCCUCGACUUGGCAAUACUCUCGUCGAAAGUGUCGCCUCCGCGGCACCGCACAAUCCAUCCGUGAACCUCGAUGUGACGUGUCAUCGCGAUCCACCUUCUAUCAAAGAGGAUUCAUACCAUUUUGUUGAUCCCGAUGUGAUCGCAUGCGUUGAAGAUGUAUUGGACUGUCUUUGCGGUGAACAAGAAAGACCCGAAAAAGGCAAAAAAGUGCGUCUUCGUCGUAUGGAUAAUCGAUGUAAACGUGGAUGGUGGAUCAUCAAAACCGAUAAACAAAUGGAACAGUUACGUGGCGCAUUGCACGGGAGAGGCAUACGUGAAAGACUUCUGCAUAGAGUCCUGACCAAAGAUACUUACGAGUUCCCUCAGAAUCCACCGUGUAAUGUCGUUAUCACCGACGAAAUGUGUCCUGACAAAACACCAACUUUAUACAGCCACUAUCAGGAGGUUAUCAGUGCUUAUCACAUCAUUCGAACAAAAAGUUGUUGCUGCCAACGUCCAUUGCCAUGUAAGUUUAUUUAUGAAUUUACGCAAUCAUGUAAAUUAAUUUGUUAUUUGAAGGCAAUUCCUGGUUCGGCAACAAACCAAGACGAUGAUACAGAAAGUGAGGAUAGUCAAGAGGCGUGGAAUCAGGAAGACGAUUACGAAUCAAUUGAGACGAAACCUGAAGAUCAAAGAUCUCUUAGUGAAUACGAAGAAUUCAACGCGCUGAAACAACGUUUGCUGGAGAUUGAGAGGAAUAUCGAACGACGCUAUUUUCUGCAUCGGUACCAUGCUGGUUCAUGGAUACCUGUUGAACGUGUAUUGGGUUUACAAAACGUGGAAGGCGGAACGAUUGAUUCAGAAAGUACGACUUGUGAGUCGGAAUCGAGAAACGACUCUCGUGAAACAAGUACCGCGGGUGAUCAACUGGAUAAUGCGGGCAACAUCGUUGUCGAUGAGAGUGGUGAUACUGAGCUGAUGUUGAGAUGGCGAAAAUAUGUCGAAGAGUCAACCACCGGCGGUCAAUUGAUGUUCGGACUCCAGGCACUCGAUUCGGCAAUAGCUUGGGAGAAGUCGAUAAUGAAGGCGAGUUGUCAGAUAUGCAGAACGAGUGAAAACGAGAGCCAAUUGUUGCUGUGUGAUGCGUGCGAUAUGGGAUACCAUAUGUAUUGCUUUCGGCCUCGUAUCGAGUCAGUGCCCGAAGGGGAAUGGUACUGUCCGUUGUGUGUGCAACGAGCAUGUCGUAAGAAUGUAUGUCUGCUGUGUGCACGCCAUUCACCUCCACAACCAAUGGCAAUCUGCUCGAAGUGUUACAACGGUUAUCAUAUCGCUUGCUUUGAUCGUUCUCCUGCUGUCACCGACCCCAAACAGUGGACAUGCCCGGGUUGCUUGAAUGCUGAUGGUUCGUCGGUAGAGCUGUCGAACAGUUUGUUGAACGGUAGCGGUGUGGAGCGUAGUCGUGUUGUUGAUGAUCGGGAAAAUCAUGCCGAGAAAGAGAAUGGAAACCUUCACAAUGGCUCACUGCAAGUCAACAACUCUUCUUUAUGCGGCGGUGCAGCUAAAAGUGAAUCACCGAAGAAACAUCAUCACCAUCAUUCUCACAGUGCUCCUAAACGAAAAUCAACACCACCCGAUUAUGACUUCCCACACGAUAUGAUGAUUGCUCUUUUUAAUGCAAUGGUCGAUGAAAUGUGGAAUCAACCUGAAGCGUUACCAUUCCACUAUCCAGUUGAUCUAAAACUCGUGCCGUUAUACAAGAAGAUCAUCAAACGACCCAUCGAUUUAACACUGAUACGCACGAAUAUACAAAAUAAUAAGUACACAUCUCAAGAUGCUUUCCUAGAGGAUCUUGAUUUAAUGUUCGAAAAUUGUCGAACUUUCAACGAGGAUGAAUCCGAGAUCGGUAAGGCGGGUAUAUCAUUGCAUAAGUUCUACACAAAACGUUGGAAACAAUUGAGGUACAACUUCUCGAAGCGACUCAAACGUCUCAAACACCCUCGACUCACCGCACCCACUCCAGUUGCGACCGACUGA